This is a messenger RNA of Coffea arabica (coffee), 3318 nucleotides long. The record is from RefSeq and is a predicted model, not a curated record. NCBI's taxonomy places the organism in Eukaryota, Viridiplantae, Streptophyta, Magnoliopsida, Gentianales, Rubiaceae.
UCCUGCUGAAUGUUCCUCCUCCAUUGCGCUCUUUAGAUCCUCCCACCCUUAUUUUUCUCUCUUCUUUGGUUUCAAGAUAUCCAAAGUUUGGAUAUUGCACAGAUUGAAAAUUUCAGACUGGUGUAUCUCUGGAAUUCAGGUGUUUCCUGCCUCAGUAGCUGACGUUCUUAGGCGUAUCAAUGGCGUCGACAAGUAACAGUCAGAGCAGUAUUCAAGAUGACGAUGAUCAAGAAGAAGAGAUUGAGCAUUUUGAUGACUUUACUCUAGCCUCCUCGUGGGAAAGGUUUAUAUCUGAAAUAGAGGCUGUAUGUCGGCAAUGGUUGGCUACUGGUCCCAAAAAUUUGGUGAAAAAAGAUGCAGUUUGUUUGGAUUUCUCCAAGAACAUAUAUAAGGUCAGAUCAGAGUUGAAAUAUGCUAUGAAGAACUACAGCAUGGAAUACUAUUUUGAACCCUUUAAUGAUGGAAAAGUUGCAGACUGGAUUUCUACAUCGCAUGAUCUGCAGCAAUCUUUUGGGGUGAAAGACUUUCUGGUGAUUGCUCCUCAAAGUGCUAGUGGUGUAGUUCUUGAUGCACCAGAGGCUAGCAAGCUCUUAAGUGCAGUUUCAAUAGCUAUGUCAAACUCUUCCAGCUUGUGGCCAGCAUUUGUUCCUGUACAUGAUCCUUCUCGUAGAGCUUACAUUGGAAUUCAGAAUAUGGGAACCAUUUUUACUAGAAGAUUUGAGGCAGACCGCAUUGGUAGCCAAGUCCCAAUAAAGCUUAUGCAUUUGGAGGGUUUGUACGAACUUUUUGUUUCUAAAUUUGCGUAUUCAACUGUGGACUUGUCAAUGCAUCUUUUCAAAGUCCAUUUUAGGAUGAAGCUAACCUACAGAACCCUUCCCACUGAUGAUGACCCUGAAGUACAGCAGGAAUCUGAAUUCCUGGAAUCUGGCAGGCAUUCUGAAUUUGAGACUCAUAACAAAAUACAGUGGGAUGAUGAUUGUCCUUGGAGUGAGUGGUAUUCUGCAGAAGAUCCUGUAAAAGGACUGGAGCUCCUUACUAUAUGGUCUGAGAGAACAGUUGAUACUUCUCUAGUUAUGGCUGAACUGGAAAACGCUUCACCUCUUGAAGCUGACAAAUGGUUCAUAUUUCCAAAUUUGUCUCCUUACCUAGAGACUUCAGAUGGAAGCACCAUAGGAUUUGCUUCACAAUUGCGCCUACUGGUUAACGCAUUGGAUUCGUCCUUGGGGGCUCAAUUUAUGGAGGAUUUUGUUUCAGCAGUUGAAAAUUCAGGCUCUGACAAUAUGAAGUCUUCAGCUGUUAUACCUCCGCCCACAGUUCUUGAUCGUGUGCUCAAAGAUCUCUUUCAUGAGGAUGCAGAAGUAAAACUUGAUUUUGCUGAUGCUGAGAAUAAGAACUCUCGAGCUAUUAAAGGAGCCCCCCUUGAAUCUCUUUUUGCACAAUUUUGUUUACAUGCCCUCUGGUUUGGCAACUGCAAUAUACGUGCCAUUGCUGUACUCUGGAUUGAGUUUGUUCGAGAAAUUCGUUGGUGUUGGGAAGAGUCACAGCCACUGCCACGAAUGCCAACCAAUGGCACAGUUGAUCUGUCUACCUGUUUGAUCUACCAGAAGUUACACAUGCUUGCAAUAUGCAUUGAGAAGAAGCAUCAAGAGAACAAAGAACAUCCAGAUGUUGGGGACAAGAAAACUUCUCCUUACAUUGAGGGCAAAGCUCAGAUUACUAAACAGUCAUCUUCUUUACUUGAAGUGACUGAGGAUUCUAGCGGAGAACGUGACAGCCUAACAGCUAGAAAUGAUUUGGGAAGCCAUGGAGUUGCUACAUCUUUGUCCAAUUCUGAGCAACAGAAUUUUGCAAGCCCUACUGACACAAAGUUGUCAGAAUACAUCAGGAUGGGAUCAGCUGGCGUUGUGGGGUCCACGAUGCUUUUGAAUUCAUGCCAGCAAAUGCAUGCUCCCUUCACCCAGGAUCCACCUCUUAUGACAGAAGACAUGCAUGAAGAACGACUCAAAGCAGUUGAAGCAUUUGGCGAUUCAUUUAGCUUUUCUGCUCAACUGGAGAAGGAAAUCUUGUCUUCAGACAUGUCAGCAUUUAAAGCUGCGAAUCCUGAUGCUGUCUUUGAAGAUUUCAUCCGAUGGCAUUCACCUAGAGAUUGGGAAAAUGAUGAUAAUGGGAAGCUUGCAGUUUCUCAAGCUAAAGCAGGUGAAGUUUCAAAGAAUGAGUGGCCUCCUAGAGGAAGACUUUCAGAGAGAAUGUCUGACCAUGGGAGUUCAUGGCGAAAGAUUUGGAAUGAAGCCCCUUCAUUGCCUGCUUUUAAGCAAAAGCCGCUUCUGGAUCCAAACAGAGAAGGGGAAAAGGUUCUUCAUUAUCUGGAGACCAUGCGUCCACAUCAAUUACUGGAACAAAUGGUUUGUACUGCUUUUAGAGCAGCAGCUGACACACUAAAUCGGACUGCAUUUGGGGGCUUAAAGCUGAUGACAUCCAAAUUAGGGCAACUUUACCUUACCAUGGCUUCUACAUUGAAAUCUUUGCAGAGAAAUAGCUUAUCUGUUGACAGUGAGAUUAUUGAAGACCUGACAAGGCUAUGUGUCAUUUUUGAACACGUUGAGAAGUUACUGACCGUAGCAGCUUCACUUCAUCGUAAGUUCUUGCAAGCACCACGGCUAUCGGAAGCAAUUUUCAGUGACUUCUACAACUUUUACCUUCCAAAAAUGGGAACGGGUUCUGGGAGCCAUGAUAUAGACAAGUCGCAGGAGUUCACUAAGAAGCAACAAAUAAUGGCACGGGAGAAGGAAGUGGUCGCAAGCAUGUUUACUCCGCCAACUGCCAAUCAGUCUUGGAGGAAGGUAUUAAGCCUGGGAAAUCUUCUCAAUGGCCAUGAACCAAUUUUGAGGGAAAUAAUAUUUUCCAAGCGUGAUCAUGUUAGCGGAGGUUAUUAUGCUGGCAGCUAUGCUGGGGGAUAUCCACAGGAGAUAGAAACCUAUCGGAUGUAUUUAUGUGGCACCUCUAAUGAUCUCAGGGUCGCACUAGCCGUUGCAUCAUGUGACUGAUAUGUAACUGCAGAUUCCACCUUGAUAGCGAGUGUAGUAAUAGUAUUCUUCGGUACCACGUAAAUACCAUUCUUUGGUGCCGUGUAUGUAUUUAUAUUCAUUCUAAAUGUUAUGAUAGGUAAUUUCAAAAAUAUAAAGAAAAUGUGAGGAGAUAUAUUUUAACCAAAUCCCUCGAUUUGAAGACCUGGUGCAGGCUUCUAACAAGAAAAAACAAAGAAAUAGCAGUCUUGGUGCGUAGUAAUUGAAAUUUCGCAUUCUUUUGGUGCGUUAUCAA